AGGUUAUUUUUUGCGCACAGAGGCUUUAAGAGCGGGGCGGCUGGAGGCGGACGGCAGCAGAGACCGGAGACACCGGGGAGGAGACCUGGAGCGGCCCGUCAGCUGCGCGUCUCAACCCGGAUGAACCGACACCGACACCCCGGCCGCGGAGGACCCGGCUCUGCGAUGGGCGCCCGCAGAUAGGCGCGUGUACCCCGCGCCACGCGGCUCUGCACGCACAACUUCUCCUCCAUAGACGCUUUAUUAUUAUUAAUAAUAAUAUAAGUGUUUCGUUAUUAUUAUUAUUAUUAUUAUUAAUAUAAUUGGGUCGUUGCUCGUCAUGGUGCUGGGCAAAGUGAGGGCCCUGGCCGUCUACUUCGACAGCCUGAACGAGAACAACCUGCCGGCGUUCUCCGGCGGAGACCCGGUGUCCGGGCGCGUGGUGGUGGAGGUGACCGGGGACGUGCGCGUGAGGAGCCUGCACAUGACCGCGAGAGGAGUCGCCAAGGUGCGGUGGACCGAGUCGAGGAACGCCGGGGCCAACACGGCGUACACCCAGAACUACACGGAGGAGGUGGAGUACCUGCACCAGCGCGACACCUUGAUAGGAGACGAGCGAGAAGACGGCGGUCCGGAGGACGGCGUCUCCGUGCUGCACGCCGGAGUGCACGAGUUCGCCUUCACCUUCAACCUGCCUCAGAUGGCCCUGGCCACGUCCUUCGAGGGGAAGCACGGCAGCGUGAGGUACUGGGUGAAGGCCGAGCUGCUGCGUCCGUGGCUGCUGCCGGUCAAAGUGAAGAAGGAGUUCAUCGUGUUCGAGCACAUCGACAUCAACACGCCGCUGCUGCUGAUCCGAGUGUGGUAUCGAUCUUCUCGUCUAACUCUCGGCUACAAAGCCAACACGGGUGAUGCUGUGCUUCAGGCCCCUCAGGCCGGUUCGAAGGAGAAGACGCUGUGCUGCUGGUUCUGUGCUUCGGGCCCGAUCUCCCUCAGCGCCAAGAUCGAGCGUAAGGGCUACACACCAGGCGAGUCGAUCCAAAUAUUUGCUGAGGUGGAGAACUGCUCGUCCAGGGUCGUGGUGCCCAAGGCCGCCCUGUACCAGACCCAGACCUUCUAUGCCAAAGGCAAGGGUAAACAGAUCCAGCAGCUGGUGUCCAACCUGAAAGGAGACCCUCUGUUGCAGGGCAAGAGCCAAAGCUGGGGGGGCAAGCUGCUCAAGAUCCCCCCGGUGUCCCCCUCCAUCCUGGACUGCCCCAUCAUCAGAGUGGAGUACGCCCUCGUGGUGUACGUGGACGUCCCCGGAGGGUUGAACCUGUCGCUCUCGCUGCCGCUGGUGAUCGGCACCAUCCCGCUGCACGCCUGCUCCACCCGCACCUCCAGCAUCAGCAGCAGCUGCAGCGCGCUGAGCUGGCUGGGUCUGCCCGAGAGGCCCGAAGCGCCGCCCAGCUACAGCGAUCUGGCCAUAUCGGAGGCUCGCAGGCGGGAGUGUCUGCUCGGCUGUGAUGGGUCCGACGGGUUGGGAGAGGACCCGAGCUCCCUGCUGACCUACAUCACAGAGUUCAGAUAUCUGCCCCCCCCACUCUACUCCGAGCAGCCUGUAAAGACGCCGCUCCCCCCUCCCCUCAGGUGGACCCGUACCCCGACCCCACGGAGGUGAGCGCGGCGGCGGACCUCAGGAGACCCGACACGUGUCCGUCCCGCUGAGGAGAGCUCGUGAGCUCACGGGCUUGGUGCACACACCAGACACCGCCCCCCCGUCCCCCUUCAGCUCCAGCCAGCUUCUCACCAGAUUAAAUGUCAGCGUAAACACCGGGCGGACCCUCCCCGGCUCCGGGGGAGUCAGCUGAGAGAGUAUUCGGUGACCACUGACACAUGGACCAGGGAUAUCGAGCCAUGCUCGGUCCUCUAUAUCCUGUGCUCAAGA
Molecule: messenger RNA, 1903 nt
Organism: Cyclopterus lumpus (lumpfish)
Lineage: Eukaryota; Metazoa; Chordata; Actinopteri; Perciformes; Cyclopteridae
Gene: arrdc3b
Product: arrestin domain containing 3b
Exons: 8
Coding region: 320-1636 (438 amino acids)
Biological process (GO): protein transport
Cellular component (GO): cytoplasm
Source: RefSeq, a predicted model, not a curated record